GGUGCCAUGCAGGCCGUCAGUGAGGUUUUUCCCGGUUAAAGCUGCCAUCGCUGUUCUAAAAUGAUCCUGAUGCCUGCUCUGCUUUUUAUUCUCUGGGGAGCAGCGGUUCGGUGUCGGGGGCAGGAUGGAGGCUUAACUUUCGAUGGAGAUAUCCGCCACUACGCCGUGGCCACCAACACGGUUUACGUGGCUACAGAUGAGAGGCUGUACCAGCUGAGCCACGACCUGACCCUGGUCCGCAAUGUGACCCAGAGAGGUGUCCUGAAAGUCCAGCAGCUGGACCAGGUGCAGUUCCACCGGGUUUCUGAGACGGCUUCAUCGAACGCAACACUCAGGAUCAACGUGUUGUUGCCAUUUGUUGAGAACGAUGUUUUGAUCAGCUGCGGGGUGACCGACGAUAGAUGUGGCCACUGCGAGGUUCUGAAGCUGAUGGACAUCUCCAUCCUCAACUACAGUGAGACCAUCCAGCUGGGACCACUGUGGCACAGCAAGGCGUCCGUCGCGGUCUUGGUGAAGGUGAAGAAUAGUCCAUCCGAGAGCAACACGUUCAUUCUGACGGCGGUACAACAACAGAAGGGGCAGAACGUCAGCUGCACCUCUGAUUCCAAGACUGUCACCCUCCAGAAUUCAAAUCACCAACAAGUGGGAGGCAUAUUUUCUCUCAACGAGGAACAUGAUUCCCCGUCGAUCAUAAGAGUAGGCGAUGUGGAUUUUGUUGAUGGAUUUCAAAUCAGUUCCACCAUAUAUCUGCUCUCCAACGUGCCCUCUGGUGAACAAAACAACAGAGUCCGUCUGAUUUGGCUCAAGGCUGAAGGCAGCAAGUCAAAGACUUUCAAGUCGCUGCGAGGUGCGACUCUCAGGAUCUCCGAGGCUGAAGACGGACACAGACUCGUGGCCUCCUCGGUGAUGCCGGACGCGCAGCGGGUGCUGUGGAGCGGAGUGUUCAGUGUGGACGCGGGACUGACCAACACCGAGCUGUUUGUGUUCGACAUCGGCCCAGACUUCACCGAAGACACCUAUAUAGAUCCAGACUUCUGCAACCUCUGUAAGGACCCGCCAAGUGUCACAAAGACACUGAGGCCUGAGGCAGCGCUCUACAGGCAGAGCAACAUGACCUCUGUGCUGGCAGUGAGGCACAAGACCUGGGUGGUGUUCUUCAUCGGGACUGGAGAUGGGCAGCUCAUUAAGCUCGCUGUGGAUAAGAACUAUCACACCUCCUGUCCCACGGUGCUCUACAGAGAUGAUGAAGAUCGCCAAGUGUUUCCCAAGAUUCAUCUUGAUCCGGUGGAUCGUAACCAUGUGUAUGUGCCAUUAGGAAAAAAGAUGAUGCGUGUUCCUGCAUCAAAAUGCAGCACAUACGCCGAUGUGCAGGAGUGUUGGUCUGCACAGGAUCCACAGUGUGUCUGGUGUGGCUCUGGGAAAAAUUGCAUGUUUGCAGACGACUGUGAAGAUUCAGACUGGUUGUCCAUUCCUGAGGAUUUUCAAGAGAAUAUGGUUUCCUUCAGAGUUGCUGAGGAGCCAACAGGCCAGAUCGCACUGAACGUCCAGACUCACCUGACUGCAGGCCAAACAGCACGGUCUAACUUUGCCUGUCAGUUUUCUGCAUGUUACAACACCAGUGGCCCUCCUCCACAGUUCCCACAAUGCACCUGCAUCCUCCCUAAAGGCAGACUUCCGCCUAAAGUCAAUGUAAAAAUUAGACUUGGAUCGAUGGUGCUGUCCAAGCAACUGACGCUGACCAACUGCUCUGACAUCAGUGGACCGCCGAGCUCUGUCCUGUGUGUGCGGUGUAUCAGGGCGGGAUGUGGCUGGAGCAUAAACAAGUGUUCCUGGGCAAAUGACGGAGUCAGAAAUGACAGUGUUUGCCAAACGAUGGUGCCAAGAAUAAACUUUUCUAGGCCAGAGAUCUCCUCCAUCACUCCCAGUGUCGUGUCUUUCUACGGCAGAAACCAUACGGUGUUAUACGGGCGUAACCUCGGUGAUGUGACCAGAGUGAGGAUGCAGGCGCACACAGCCUGCACGCCACAAGAAUCUCCUGUUUGGAACAACACAGGCGUGAGUCUGAUGUUCCACAUUCCCAGUGCAGAUAGGAAAGGCGUGGUCAAAGUUUGUGUCCUCCUCCCAGACGGUAGUUGCCAUGGCAGCAGCUUCAUCACCUACCAGUCAGCUCCAUCCUGCUCCAACAUUGUACCAAGCAGCACCUGGCUCAGUGGGAAGAGGAGGAUGAAAAUCAUUGGCUCUCAUCUAGACUUUGUGGAAGGGGUCACACAGAGCCACGCCCCGCAGGAAGUCCGACUUCCCGAAAAUAAGAACUAUCAGAAUCUCACCUAUCACACACUUGCAGCUAAAAGUGCCCAGGGAACCAGCACUGUGUUUCUGAAAGUAGCCAACAAAACCUUACCCUGCUCCACAAACAACAAUCAACAAUUAACGAUCAACUACUACCCAGAUCCCAAGUUUAUCAGCUUCAAAUCCAUCAGGGCCGGGGACGAUGUGCGCAUCAUCAUAGAGAAAGAAGCAGACAAACUGGAGCUGAUGAUGGAAGAGUUGUUAGUAUGGGGCGUUCAUAAAGAAAUACAUUACCCCUGCAACAUGACGGCCAAAGAGACUCAUAAUGAGACGGAUAACUUUGCCUGUGAAAUCAAAAACCCACCCGAUGUUGAAUUUCAGCAGUUAAUAAUAAAGUAUGGAGACCAGGAGGUUGAACUGCAGCUUAAAUCAUUAUCCUACCUGAGGGUGCUGUAUGUUCUUCUGCUGAUACCCUUCAUUGUUGUCAUGGUGGUGAUGGUUUACCGAAGCAAACAGAAGAAGCUCACUGCUAAGAUGAACCUUCUCAUGGAAAACCUGGAGCUGGACAUGAGGAAUGAUAUCAGACAAGGUUUUGUGGAUCUGCAGACAGAGAAAGCUGACCUGAUGGAAAACGUUGGAGCGAUUCCUUUCCUGGACUACAAGCACUUUGCCUCCAGAAUCUUUUUUCCUGAGAGUGAGUCUCUGAUGAAGUUGUGUAUCAAAGACAUCAGUCAGGACGCUAUGAAGGUUCAGCUUGAUGAGUGUUCCCGUGACUUCUCCCGGCUGAUCCACGAUCAGCUCUUCCUAACGUCUAUGGUUCACGCCCUGGAGGAGCAGAAGAGCUUCACCAUCCAAAACAAAUGUACACUGGCGUCUCUACUAACAGUAGCGCUCCACAGCAACUUGUUGUACCUGACAGAGGUGAUGGAGGUUCUGCUGAAGGAUCUGAUGCAGCAAAACAGCAACACUCAGCCCAAACUGCUGCUACGACGCACUGAGUCAACUGUGGAGAAACUGUUGACCAACUGGAUGUCCAUAUGCCUUUAUGGCUUCCUGCGGGAAAUAGUUGGCCAGCACCUGUUCCUGAUGGUGAGCGCUCUGACGCAGCAGAUCAGAAAAGGGCCUGUGGAUUGUGUGACUGAGAAGGCUCUGUACACGCUCAGUGAGGACUGGCUGCUGUGGCAGGCUCAGGACUUCAGCGCCCUGAAGCUGAAGGUGCUGUUUGCUGUGGGCGGUGACGGGGAGCUCAGUGAGCCUCUGGAGGUCAACAGUCUGAGCUGCGACACAGUGGAGCAGGUCAAGGAGAAAAUCCUGUCCACCUUCAAGACCAAGUUUGGUUUCUCCUUCAACGUUCCCCUCAGAGACGUUUGUAUUGAGUAUGAGAGGGACGGAUCUUUUGUUCCUCUCGAGGAAGUGGACAGAAGCUCUGAGGUGAUCGGGGAGGUGACGAUGCUCAACACACUCAAGCACUAUAAGGUUCCUGAUGGAGCAACGAUCAAAGUGCUUCCGAGGAAAACUCAUCCUCCUCUGAGUCCACAGGGAAGUCUGAAAGAUGAUGAGAACUUCUCUGGAAAAUACUUCCACCUGAUUGAUCCUGAUGUAGAUGAGGACCAAAGGAAGGACCCAGAGAGGAAGAAGUUAAAACUGAAGGAAGUGUACCUCACCAAGCUGCUCUCCACCAAGGUGGCAGUGCAUUCGUUUGUGGAGAACCUGUUUAGGUCCAUCUGGGGGUUGACGCACGGCAGAGCUCCACACGCCAUCAAAUACUUCUUUGACUUCCUGGACGCUCAGGCGCACAACAUGAAGAUCAUUGACCCAGAUGUGUUGCACAUCUGGAAGACCAACAGUUUACCUCUGCGCUUCUGGAUCAAUAUCCUGAAAAACCCGCAGUUUGUUUUCGACAUGGAGAAAACACCACAGCUCGAUGGCUGCCUCUCCGUCAUCGCUCAGGCCUUCAUGGACUCCUUCUCCCUCACUGAGUCCCAGCUGGGGAAGUACACACCAACCAACAAGCUCCUGUAUGCCAAAGACAUUCCCAGGUACAAACAGGAAGUGAAGGCUUACUACAAACAGAUCAGAGACCAGUCAACAAUCACAGAGGCAGAGUUCAAGAGCUUCCUGCAGGAGGAGUCAAAGAAACAUGAAAAUGAAUUCAACGAAGCAGCAGCCCUCAGAGAGCUCUACAAAUUCAUCCCGAGAUACUUCACAGAGAUUCAAGAGAAGUUGAACGAGAACGGCGCCCCUACUGAGCUGAUGGAGCAACUUCAUCAUGUGAAAACACAGUUUGAUGGACUGAAGAGCUGCAAGUGGAGCUGAGGUGCCUGAGUGCCAACAGGAAGGUGUCAGGAGAAACUACACAUUUUGAAGGUAGUGAAGUGACACACAUCCUGUUUGUACUUCUUGUAAAGAACACUUGUGCUGAAUGGGG
Paralichthys olivaceus (Japanese flounder) is the source of this 4717-nucleotide messenger RNA. RefSeq names its product plexin C1 (gene plxnc1). The record is from RefSeq and is a predicted model, not a curated record. Gene Ontology annotation, cellular component: semaphorin receptor complex; plasma membrane. Lineage: Eukaryota; Metazoa; Chordata; Actinopteri; Pleuronectiformes; Paralichthyidae. Gene Ontology annotation, molecular function: protein binding; semaphorin receptor activity. Gene Ontology annotation, biological process: regulation of GTPase activity; regulation of cell shape; regulation of cell migration.